Molecule: messenger RNA, 2696 nt
Organism: Myxocyprinus asiaticus (Chinese sucker)
Lineage: Eukaryota; Metazoa; Chordata; Actinopteri; Cypriniformes; Catostomidae
Product: filaggrin-2-like
Exons: 2
Coding region: 1320-2501 (393 amino acids)
Source: RefSeq, a predicted model, not a curated record
UCAGUCGCAUGUACACAACAGCACUGACACACAAUCAGUCGCAUGUACACAACAGCACUGACACACAAUCAGUCGCAUGUACACAACAGCACUGACACACAAACACACACAAUCAGUCGCAUGUACACAACAGCACCGACACACAACACCACAAUCAGUCACAUGUACACAACAGCACUGACACACAACACACAGUCACAUGUGCACAACAGCAAUGAGACACAAUUAGUCACAUGUGCACAACAGCAAUGAGACACAAUUAGUCACAUGUGCACAACAGCAAUGAGACACAACACACACAGUCAGUCACACGUACACAACAGCACUGACACACAACACCACAAUCAGUCACAUGUACACAACAGCACUGACACACAACACACAAUCAGUCACAUGUACACAACAGCACUGACACACAACACACAAUCAGUCACAUGUACACAACAGCACUGACACACAACACACAAUCAGUCACAUGUACACAACAGCACUGACACACAAUCAGUCGCAUGUACACAGCAGCACUGACACACACACACACACAGUCGCAUGUACACAACAGCAGUGACAACACACAAACACACACAAUCAGUUGCAUGUACACAACAGCACUGACACAAACACACACAAUCAGUCACAUGUACACAACAGCACCGACACAACACACACAAUCAGUCACAUGUACACAACAGCACUGACACACAACACACACAAACAGUCGCAUGUACACAACAGCACUGACACACAACACACAAACCCAAUCAGUCGCAUGUACACAACAACACUGACACACAAACACACACAAUCAGUCGCAUGUACACAACAGCACUGACACACAAUCAGUCGCAUGUACACAACAGCACUGACACACAACACACACAAUUAGUCACAUGUACACAACAGCACCGACACACAACACCACAGUCACAUGUACACAACAGCACUGACACACAACACCACAGUCACAUGUACACAACAGCACUGACACACAACACACAGUCACAUGUGCACAACAGCAAUGAGACACAGUCAGUCACACGUACACAACACACACAGUCAGUCACACGUACACAACAGCACUGACACACAACACACACAGUCAGUCACACGUACACAACAGCACUGACACACAACACACAAUCAGUCACACGUACACAACAGCACUGACACACAACACACACAAUCAGUUACAUGUACACAACAGCAUUGUCACAAAACACACAAUCAGUCACACGUACACAACAGCACUGACACACAACACACACAAACAGUCACAUGUACACAACAGCAGACACACACAUACACCCAAAAUCAGUCACAUGUACACAACAGCAGUGACAAACACACACAAUCAGUCGCAUGUACACAACAGCACUGUCACACAACACACAAUCAGUCGCAUGUACACAACAGCACAGACACACGCACACAAUCAGUCACAUGUACACAACAGCACUGACACAACGCACACAAUUAGUCACAUGUACACAACAGCACCGACACAACGCACACACAGUCAGAUGUACACUACAGCACUAACACACCACACACAUCAUUCACUUGUACACAACACACACACAAUCAUUCACUUGUACACAACACACACACAAUCAUUCACUUGUACACAACACACACACAAUCAUUCACUUGUACACAACACACACACAAUCAUUCACUUGUACACAACACACACAAUCAUUCACUUGUACACAACACACACAAUCAUUCACUUGUACACAACACAAUCAGUCACAUGUACACAACACACAAUCAGUCACAUGUACACUACAGCACUAACACACACACAAUCAUUCACUUGUACACAACACACACACAAUCAUUCACUUGUACACAACACACACAAUCAUUCACUUGUACACAACACACACAAUCAUUCACUUGUACACAACACACACAAUCAUUCACUUGUACACAACACACACAGUCACAUGUACACAACACAAUCAGUCACAUGUACACAACACACAAUCAGUAACAUGUACACAACACACAAACACACACAAUCAGUUACAUGUACACAACAGCACUGUUACACAACACACACAAUCAGUCGCAUGUACACAACAGCACUGUCACACAACACACACAAUCAGUCGCAUGUACACAACAGCACUGACACAACACACACAAUUAGUCACAUGUACACAACAGCACUGACAAAACACACAAUUAGUCACAUGUACACAACAGCACCGACACAACACACACACAGUCAGAUGUACACAACAGCACCGACACAACACGCACACAGUCAGAUGUACACAACAGCAGACACACACGCACACAGUCAGUCACAUGUACACAACAGCACCGACACACCACACACACAGUCAGAUGUACACUACAGCACUAACACACACACAAUCAUUCACUUGUACACAACACACAUAAUCAUUCACUUGUACACAACACACACAAUCAUUCACUUGUACACAACACACAAACACACACAAUCAGUCACAUGUACACUACAGCACUAACACACACACAAUCAUUCACUUGUACACAACACACACAAUCAUUCACUUGUACACAACACACACAAUCAUUCACUUGUACACAACACACACAAUCAUUCACUUGUACACAAUACACACAAUCAUUCACUUAUACACAACACACAAACACACCCAAUCAGUCACAUGUACAUUUCAGUUCAUUGUCACUCGUUCAUC